AUGCUGUUUCUGCACAACAGGAGUAUAAAGAAAUCAGAAGAGGACAUACCCGUUCCACCUCUGUUGAAGAGUGCAGCACUCUGGGGCGUUUUUCUUGCAGUCUCUUCCAACACCCGUUAUCAGGUUAUAAAUGGUUUGGAGCGCUUGGUAGAAGCAUCUCCAUUGGCAAAGCAAGUACCUCCAGUUGCUUUGGUUUUUACAUUUGGUGUACGAUUUGCCAACAAUAUCUACGGUGGGAUGCAGUUUGUGGACUGGGCAAGGUGGAGCGGCGUGCAAUAA
Molecule: messenger RNA, 279 nt
Organism: Ilex paraguariensis (yerba mate)
Lineage: Eukaryota; Viridiplantae; Streptophyta; Magnoliopsida; Aquifoliales; Aquifoliaceae
Source: the annotation of a GenBank genome assembly